Molecule: messenger RNA, 2262 nt
Organism: Podospora anserina S mat+
Lineage: Eukaryota; Fungi; Ascomycota; Sordariomycetes; Sordariales; Podosporaceae
Exons: 3
Coding region: 1-2262 (753 amino acids)
Biological process (GO): triterpenoid biosynthetic process; ergosterol biosynthetic process
Cellular component (GO): lipid droplet
Molecular function (GO): lanosterol synthase activity
Source: RefSeq, a predicted model, not a curated record
AUGGGAAAGAAGGAUGCUGCGGGAGUGUCCUCGGACACUCAACCUCUCCUCGAGAAGUCCUCCACCAAGAAGCGCCUGAGCUUCGACCUCACCGACCAUGUCGCAAAACGCCAAAGAAUCGAAGAGCGAACUGACCAUACACGAUGGCGCAUGCGCGACGACAAAGGACGCCAAUCAUGGGUGUAUCUCGAGGACGACCAAGCUCUUAAAGAUUGGCCCCAGAGCUUUGCUGACAAGUACUUUCUUGGCCUUCCUGUGAAUGCCCCCGAUCUCCCAAAGCCGACGAACCCUCUCGAUGCGGUCCGAAACGGUCUCGAAUUCUUCGAAAAGCUCCAACUGCCCAGCGGUCACUGGGGCUGCGAAUAUGGCGGUCCCAUGUUCCUGCUACCGUGCAUCGUUAUUGCUUGGUAUGUCACCAAGACGCCAAUUCCCUGGUAUUACGCGACCGAGAUCAAGAACUAUUUGUUUGCGCGCGCCAAUCCCGAAGACGGUGGCUGGGGUCUGCAUAUCGAGGGCGAGACAUCAGUCUUUGGAACAUCGCUCAACUACACUGUCCUGCGGAUUGUAGGUGUUGAUGCCGACCACCCGGUGAUGGUCAAGGCUCGCGCCACUCUGCACAAGAUGGGAGGAGCGACACAUGCCCCCCACUGGGCCAAGUGGUGGUUGGCCGUGAUGGGAGUUGCCCAGUGGGAUAUCGUUAACCCAACACCCCCCGAGUUGUGGCUUCUCCCAGACUGGGUCCCUAUUGCCCCUUGGAGAUGGUGGAUCCACAUUCGCCAAGUGUUUCUGCCCAUGAGCUAUCUGUGGUCCAAGAGGUGGCAGGCUGAGGAAACGGCACUGAUCCGCUCCCUUCGGCAAGAGUUGUUUGUGGAGGACUGGGCCAAGAUCAAUUGGGCUUCGCACCGCAACACCAUCAACCCCAGGGACAACUACCAUCCUAAGACGUGGGUGCUCAACACGGUAAACUGGUGUCUUGUCAAUAUCUGGAACCCAGUUUUGCGGACACAGGCGAUUGCUAAAAAGGGCGAGGAGUGGGCCAUGAAGCUCAUCGAGAUGGAGAAUGAGAACACCGACCAUGCUGAUUUGGCCACGGUGUCAGGGCCCAUGAACACGGUGUGCCUUUAUGUCAAAGAGGGACCCGAUUCCUAUGCUGUGCGCAGGCAUCGCGAGAGAGCCCAUGAGUUCCUCUGGAUGAAGGACGAGGGUUUGCUUGCCAAUGGCACCAACGGUGUUCAGUGUUGGGAUACUGCCUUUGCCAUUCAGGCUGUGAUGGAUGCUGGUUUAACCGAGGAUCCCCGUUGGCGGCCAAUGCUGAUGAAGGCGCUCGAGUUCUUGGAUGAUCAACAGAUUCGCGAAAAUGUCAAGGACCAGGACAAAUGCUAUCGCCAGCAACGCAAAGGCGGAUGGGCCUUUAGCAACAAGGAUCAAGGCUAUGCUGUCAGCGACUGUGUUUCGGAAGCUCUCAAGUCUGUCAUCAUUCUCCAGAAGACUCCAGGUUUCCCAACCCUCAUUGAUGAUCGGAGAAUCUUUGACGCCAUUGACACUCUUCUGACAUACCAGAAUCCUUCUGGCGGAUGCUCGUCAUAUGAGCCCCCUCGCGCGGGUACUUGGAUGGAGGUAUUGAACGCUGCUGAGGUGUUUGGCAACAUCAUGGUCGAGUAUGAGUAUCCCGAGUGCACAACUGCGGUGGUCACGGCUUUGUCCCUCUUCCGCAAGCACUGGCCGGAAUACAGAACCAAAGAGAUCGAGCGCUUCAUCGAGCGCGCCGUAAAGUGGAUCAAGACUGCCCAGAAGCCACAUGGUGGGUGGUAUGGGAGCUGGGGUAUUUGCUUUACUUAUGCCACCAUGUUUGCCCUUGAGAGUUUGGCCAGCAUUGGUGAGACAUAUAAGAACAGCGAUUAUGCCAAAAGGGGCUGUGACUUUUUGAUCUCCAAACAGAGAGAGGACGGUGGUUGGUCUGAACAUUACAGGGCAUGUGAGACGGGCGAGUACAUUGAGCAUCCUUCAGGAUCGCAAGUUGUCAUGACUGCCUGGGCGGUAAUUGCUCUCAUGAAGGCAGACUACCCAAAUCUUGAACACAUCAAGAAAGGUAUCAAGCUGAUCAUGGACCGCCAACAAAGCAAUGGCGAGUGGCUUCAAGAAGCCAUUGAGGGUGUCUUCAAUAAGAGCUGCAUGAUUUCGUACCCCAACUACAAGUUUACCUUCACCCUGAAGGCUCUGGGCAUGUUUGCUCGCAAGUACCCGAACGAAACUGUGGUUUGA